Messenger RNA from Coprinopsis cinerea okayama7#130, 1776 nucleotides. RefSeq names its product catalase. The record is from RefSeq and is a predicted model, not a curated record. The transcript is spliced from 5 exons. Gene Ontology annotation, cellular component: peroxisome; mitochondrion; cytoplasm. NCBI's taxonomy places the organism in Eukaryota, Fungi, Basidiomycota, Agaricomycetes, Agaricales, Psathyrellaceae. Gene Ontology annotation, molecular function: heme binding; catalase activity. Bases 1 to 1776 code for a protein of 591 amino acids. Gene Ontology annotation, biological process: response to hydrogen peroxide; hydrogen peroxide catabolic process.
AUGUCCCACUCAUCCCACAGCAACCCCCUCACUCACCCCAUGCAAGCUGCUAAAGAAGCGCUCGGCGCCGUCGGCGUCGAUCCCCGCCCCGUCCAGCGCUCUUCCACGUUCAUGAACGCCAACGAAGGCCCCGCCGAGAUCAUCUCCAAGGUUUCAGGUGUCGUUGGGGCUGGGAAGAGGCAGGACGACGCGCCAUACUUUACGAACAACGAGGGCAUUCCGUGGCCUGAUGGAACCCACAGCAAGAAUGUUGGAGGAAUCCCGGUGGCGAGCGAUAUCUUUUUGAUGCAGAAGCAGCAGACUUUUAAUCGGAGCAAGACUUUGGAACGUAUGGUUCAUCCCUCUGGGUCCGGCGCCUUCGGGUACUUUGAAUGUACCAACGAUAUGAGUGAGCUCACCAAGGCUGGGCUCUUCAGCAAGGCGGGGAAGAAGACACCCAUUUUCCUUCGUUUUUCGACCGUCACCUUUGGACGCGAAUUUCCCGACUCGGGACGUAACCCUCGUGGCUUCGCCAUCAAGCACUACACCGAGGAAGGCAAUUAUGAUGUUGUCGGUUUGAACUGGCCUAUCUUCUUUUGCCGCGACCCCAUGCAAGGCCCCGACGUCAUUCGCUCCCAGCAACGUAACCCACAGAACUUCAUGCUGGACUAUGAUAGCACCUUCGACUUCCUCGCCAACACUCCUGAAGCCAACCACGCUGGGAUGAUGUUUUUCAGCGAUCAUGGUACACCCAAGGGAUGGAGGAACAACCACGGCUAUGGGUGCCAUACGUUCAAAUGGGUCAAUGCCGAGGGCAAAUUUGUUUAUGUCAAGUACCACUACCUCGCCGAGCUGGGCCAGAAGCAGUUCACCUGGCCUGAAGCUGUUGCGAUGAGUGGCGAAGACCCGGAUUUCUCCAAGCGCGACUUGUGGGCUGCUAUUGAACGUGGCGAGACACCUACUUGGACCAUGAAGGUUCAGAUCAUGCGCCCUGAAGAAGCUGAUCCCAACAAGCUUGGCUUCGACCCCUUCGACGUUACCAAAGUCUGGCCUCGAGGCCAAUUCCCCAUGCACGAAGUUGGAAAACUCGUCCUCAACAAGAACCCCGAGAAUUACCAUCGUGACGUGGAGCAAGCUGCUUUCUCGCCUGGCUCCAUGGUUCCUGGUAUCGAAGACUCUCCCGACAGUCUCCUCCAAUUCCGCAUGUUCUUCUACCGUGAUGCGCAGUACCACCGACUUGGUGUUAACCUUCACCAAGUCCCAGUGAACUGUCCAUUCAUGGCGAAAAGUUACUCCUCCCUCAACUUUGACGGUCCGUUGCGUAGCGACGCUAACACCGGCCUCAACCCCCACUACACUCCCAACUCCUUCGUGAACAAGUUCCGUCCUGACGAUGCCGAGGUGCCCUACCAGGUUGCCGACAACGUCGUCUCGCGCCAGUCCCACUUUUGGCACGAGGGCAAGCUCUCCGACUACGACCAGGCCCGCGAGCUUUACACACGCGUCAUGGACGAGAAGGCGCGCCAGCACCUCCACUACAACACCGCAGUCGCAUUGAAGCUUGUCAACUACAAGGUUGUCAAGGUCAAUUAUCUUGCUCAGCAGUAUCGCAUUUCGCCCGAUUAUGCCAAGGCGAUCUACGAUUUGUUGCCCAAGAGCGCACAGGACUUUUCGUUCGACGAGGUGGUGGCCAAGUCCAAGGUUGCUCCGAUUUUGACCAAGGAGGAGAAGUUUGCGCCGACUCAGAGCCAUCAUCGUUCUCUUGGUGUCCCAGCCGGUGGUUUGGCAUAUAACUAG